AUGCAUUCAAAACUGGAUUGGGACAAUCUAAUUAGGAGUGAACGUUGUGACGUAGUGACUCGAGAAGAAGAAAUACCACACCCACUAAGCCUCUCAUCAGCAUCAAAGAAGUUCGGUCUACAAAUAAACAUCAAAAAGACUGAAGUACUAUUCCAACCAGGUACAGACCACCGAGAGGAGGAGGAGAUCCUAGUGGAUGGGACAGCCCUAAACCAGGUAGAUGACUUCACUUACCUCGGCAGCACUAUAUCCAAAGACGGACGCAUCGACUCUGAGCUGGUGAAAAGAAUGUCAAAGGCCAGCAGUGCAUUUGGAAGACUGCGAACCAGGCUAUGGAACAACCAUCAUGUCUCAACAAGAGUGAAGUGCAAAAUCUACAGGGCUAUCGUCCUAUCCACUCUCUUAUACGGUGCGGAAAGCUGGACUCUCUACACAAGUCAAGUAAAGAAACUUCACGCGUUCAUGAUGAGACACCUUCGAGCAAUCAUGAGAAUCAGUUGGAAGGACAAGGUGACCAACAAAGAGGUACUAGAGCGAGCAAACCUUCCUUCUAUGGAGGACCUGCUCAUCAGGAAGAACCUACGAUGGACAGGCCAUGUCAUCAGGAUGCCCUCUGAGAGGUUACCAAAGCAAGUACUAUUCUCGCAACUACCCGCUGGCGAAAGAGGGAUUGGUCGUCCACGGCUUCGCUACAAGGACACGAUCAAGAGGAACCUUAAGCGGAGGCAAAUUGAAACCAAGACUUGGACAACUGCUGCAGGCCAGCGAGCUGUAUGGAGAGCAGCUGUAAAGUGA
Strongylocentrotus purpuratus (purple sea urchin) is the source of this 795-nucleotide messenger RNA. RefSeq lists its product as uncharacterized. The record is from RefSeq and is a predicted model, not a curated record. Lineage: Eukaryota; Metazoa; Echinodermata; Echinoidea; Camarodonta; Strongylocentrotidae. The transcript has a single exon. Bases 1 to 795 code for a protein of 264 amino acids.